Messenger RNA from Annulohypoxylon truncatum, 1107 nucleotides. Its product is annotated as MFS general substrate transporter. The transcript is spliced from 5 exons. The coding region runs from base 1 to 1107 and encodes 368 amino acids. Lineage: Eukaryota; Fungi; Ascomycota; Sordariomycetes; Xylariales; Hypoxylaceae. Gene Ontology annotation, cellular component: membrane. The record is from RefSeq and is a predicted model, not a curated record.
AUGUCAGCGACGCAGACCGAGACCGCAGCCACCGAAGCCGGAUCUCCCUCUAUCACCGAGCUACGCCGGCUCCGUUCUAGGGACGCGGAAGCUCCGGCAAUAGACGAAGCCCCGGCCGAGACCGAGGUCGUCCGGAGCGAACCCGCCACGCCCAUCCUCAAGCUGGUACUCGUUCUUCUGCGCCGGCGUCAACGAUGGCACCUUGGCUACGCAACAACCUUCACCGGCUGGCUCCUCGCCGCGUUUCUGGCCCAGGCCGCCGGCAUGACGCUCCAGGACGCGCACAGCAACGCGUUCGUUGCGGGACUACGCCGCGUGCCGCACCGCUGGCUCGGGUUCAUACACGCUUGCUACGCGCUUGGGGUGGAGGGUUGGAGGAGGGUGUAUUUCGUGAUGAUUGCGAUCUGCGUGCUUAACGUCGCCGGCGUCGCGGUCGCGUUCAGGGAUACGUUGUGGAGCAGUAGCAGACCGCGGCACGAAGAAAACUAUAACGAUAACGGCGGCAGCGGUGGCGGUAGUAGUAAUAGUAAUAAUAAUAGCGGCGCGAAGAAGCGCAACCGCGACGCCGUAAAGGGCAUGGCGCGCAUCCUGCGGACGCGGACGUUCUGGCUGCUGGGCCUGUUCUACUUCUUCACGCUGGGCGCGGGCAUGACGGCGGUGCGGGGCGGCGACCUCGGCGCGACGGGCUACGUGCCGACGGGCAUGUACGGCGGCAUGCUCGCGGGCCGCCUGCUGCUGGUCGAGUUCAUGUUUCCGUGCGGCGAGCGGCGCACGCUGUGCGUCGCCCUGCAGCUCGUCUUCUGGCUGCAGCCCAACAUCCAUCGUCGGGAGCGCGGUCGCGCUGAGCUUUAUCGGCUUCUUUAUCGGGCCUUUUUUGCUACCGGCAUGUCUGUCGCCUCUAAGCUAUUCGCUCGGAAAGAUCAGCCUGCGGCGCUAGGCCUGAUAUUCGUAAUAGCGCAAGCCGGAGGCGCCAUUUUCCCGUCUGUUACUGGUUUGAUAGCGACGAGAGCGGGCGUGGCCGUUCUGCAGCCUAUCGUGUUGGCGCUCUUCGUGGCCGGCGGGAUCAGCUGGUGGCUUGUCCCAAAGGUGCCACAGCGGGAUGAAUAG